Molecule: messenger RNA, 946 nt
Organism: Hermetia illucens (black soldier fly)
Lineage: Eukaryota; Metazoa; Arthropoda; Insecta; Diptera; Stratiomyidae
Gene: Hsc20
Product: iron-sulfur cluster co-chaperone protein HscB
Exons: 3
Coding region: 93-851 (252 amino acids)
Biological process (GO): protein complex oligomerization; [2Fe-2S] cluster assembly
Cellular component (GO): mitochondrion
Molecular function (GO): protein-folding chaperone binding; ATPase activator activity
Source: RefSeq, a predicted model, not a curated record
UCUGAUUAGGUAAGUCGGCGUCUGGGACGUGUUUUCAUUCAAGGGGAGGCUGUUGCUAUUUUUUACGUAAAAUACAGGAACGUUGAUUUAAAAUGCGUAAGGCCAUAGCCCUUUUCACAACACAGUCCGGUCGGCGACUAGUACGUAAUAUUUCUAGUCUUGAAAACGUUUCAUCUAGGCGGGAAUAUUUAAACACGAAAUUUCACGGAACUCCUAGCAGGCUAGGUUUGAAUCGUUCUUAUUGCGAGAUCCAGGGUUCAAUUUGCUGGAAUUGUCAAGCCAAAUCUGAAGGGAAGGAUCAGUUCUUUUGUGGGAAGUGUGGAAGCCUUCAGGAUGUAAAUAGCAAAUGUGAUUAUUUCAAAUUGUAUUCUCUUAGCAACAGUUUUAACUUGAACCCGACUGAAUUGACGACCAGAUUUAGGCAGCUUCAAAGUACUUUGCAUCCAGAUAAGUAUAGUAACAAAUCCAAACGCGAACAAACCAACUCCCUAGAAUGGAGUUCGCUUGUAAACAAAGCGUAUAAAACCCUUUCAGUGCCUAUUGAUCGUGGAGAAUAUCUGCUGCAACAACAAGGCAUCAGCAUACCCGAAGAUAACAGCACGCUGGACAAGGAAUUUCUCAUGGAAAUGAUGGAGAAAAACGAGGAAGUCGAAGAAGCGACCAAGGAUAACAUUCUUGAACUACUUCAAACUGUUCAAAACGAACUGAAAGAAGCUGCCGUGGAAUUAGAAGAAAUAUUUAAUCAAAAUGACUUUGAGAAAGCUAAAUUUCUCCUAAUUCGAAUGAAGUAUUUUAGAAGUUUAGAAAAGAAUAUAAAAGACAAAGCUGUACGUUUGGGAGCUGUGAAAUAAGUAUUGUUUGUCUGUAAAUAGGUUUAUUGUUUUGUUGAAUGUUGUUUACCAGUGAUAUAAGAUUUUAGGUAAUAAAACGAACAUUUUCAAAACUC